Lathyrus sativus (Indian pea) is the source of this 2739-nucleotide messenger RNA. The record is from the annotation of a GenBank genome assembly. NCBI's taxonomy places the organism in Eukaryota, Viridiplantae, Streptophyta, Magnoliopsida, Fabales, Fabaceae.
AUGCGGAAGAGGCGUGAAACCGCGCCAGUAACAUCGAAAGCGUCUAACAGUGGUGAUGCAAGUGAAAAAAAGUCUAGUAAUAAUGCUGAAAUUCGAACCAAUGUUGUUGUUGGAAGCUCAAAGAGGUCUUCAAUUGCAUGGAUGGCCUUGUUCUUUGUCAUUGCUUAUUCGUGUUCAGCUAUUUAUCAGUACCAGUUUCAGAAUAUGCCUCUGCCUCUUACAGCAGAACAGGCGGGAAAGAGGGGUUUCUCUGAGAUUGAAGCAUUCAGCCAUGUUAAGGCUUUGACUGAGGUUGGCCCUCAUCCUGUUGGUUCUGAAGCUCUGCAUCAAGCCUUGCAGUAUGUUUUGACAGCAUGCAAAACUAUUAAAAAAACAGCGCAUUGGGAGGUGGACGUUGAAGUGGAUUUUUUUCAUGUAGAAUCUGGUGCAAAUCGUCAAGUAAGUGGCUUAUUCGCGGGGAGAUCACUUGUUUAUUCAGAUCUGGACCAUGUCGCUUUAAGAAUCUUGCCAAAAUAUCUAUCUGAUGCAAGAGAAGAAACCAUCCUUGUCUCAUCUCAUAUUGAUACUGUUUUUUCAACUGAAGGGGCUGGAGAUUGCAGUUCAUGUGUAGGUGUUAUGCUUGAACUUGCUCGUGGAAUUUCUCAAUGGGCUCAUGGAUUGAAGAAAGGUGUUAUAUUCUUAUUUAAUACCGGUGAGGAGGAGGGUCUUAAUGGUGCUCAUAGCUUCAUAACCCAGCACCCUUGGAGUAAAACUGUUCGUAUGGCUAUUGAUCUAGAGGCCAUGGGAAUUGGAGGGAAGUCUAGUAUUUUUCAGGCUGGUCCUCAUCCAGGGGCUAUUGAAAGCUUUGCUUCAGUAGCAAAAUACCCAUCUGGUCAAACUGUUUCACAGGAUCUUUUUACUUCAGGGGUCAUAAAAUCUGCAACAGAUUUCCAAGUGUACAAAGAGGUUGCUGGCCUCUCUGGGCUUGAUUUUGCAUAUGUAGAUAAUACUGCUGUAUAUCAUACCAAGAAUGACAAAUUAGAGCUUUUAAAGAAAGGAUCUCUUCAACAUCUGGGGGAGAAUAUGCUUGCUUUCUUGCUUCAUAUUGGUGCAUCUUCUCAUUUUCCAGAAGAGAGCUCAACAGAAUCAAAGGAAGAUAUGAGCAACAACAAAGCCAUAUAUUUUGACAUUUUGGGAACAUAUAUGGUUGUAUACCGUCAAAAGUUUGCUAAUUUGCUUCACAAUUCAGUGAUAAUGCAAUCACUUUUAAUAUGGGUUACAUCAUUGUUUAUGGGUGGUAUACCAGCUGCGGUUUCAUUGGCUUUGUCAUGUUUGGGUGUUCUCUUCAUGUGGCUGUUUUCCUUAGGUUUUUCUGUUCCUGUUGCCUUUCUUCUACCUUUGAUAUCUUCAUCACCAGUGCCAUAUGUUUCUAGCCCGUGGUUGGUGGUUGGGUUAUUCGGUGCACCAGCUAUUUUGGGAGCAUUGACUGGUCAACAUUUGGGUUAUCUUCUAUUUCAAAAAUUCCUUUUGAAUGUGCAUUCUAAGAGAAGGCAAUUUCCCCCCAUUGUUCAGGCUGAACUGGUCAAGCUGGAGGCUGAAAGAUGGCUCUAUAAAGCUGGAUCCUUUCAGUGGCUUAUCCUUCUCAUUUUGGGGAACUAUUUUAAAAUUGGGUCUUCAUACUUGGCUCUUGUUUGGUUAGUUUCUCCGGCAUUUGCAUAUGGAUUUUUUGAAGCAACGCUAGCCCCAGCCAGGUUGCCGAAGCCACUCAAACUAGCAACCCUAGUUCUAGGGUUAGCCACACCAAUUUUAAUUUCUGCUGGAAUUUUUAUUCGGCUUGCUGCUACAAUCAUAGGGGGUAUGGUUCGACUCGAUAGGAAUCCUGGCAGUACUCCCGAGUGGCUAGGAAAUGUUGUUAUUGCUGCAUAUAUUUCCGCUCUCUUGUCUUUGACCUUGGUGUAUCUUCUUUCAUAUGUCCAUCUUUCAGGUGCGAAAAGGACUAUCACCCUAGCUACUUUGGUGCUGUUUAGUUUAUCUCUCGCAGUUGUGUUUUCUGGUGCUGUUCCCCCAUUUUCUGAAGACACUGCCAGAGCUGUGAAUGUCGUACAUGUUGUGGAUGCAACAGGAAAACUUGAUGAAAGAGAUACUCCUCUAUCAUAUGUAUCUUUAUUUUCUACCACCCCUGGAAAUUUGAAUAAGGAGGUAGAACUGAUUGAUGAAAGUUUUGUAUGUGGUAAAGACAAACCUGUUGAUUUUGUUACUUUCUCGGUUAAAUAUGGUUGUCGGACAUAUAAUGGCAUUAAAAGUGGUUGGAGUGAGGCUGAUAUUCCUACAAUACAUGUCAAAAAUGAUGCUAAGGAAAAUGGAAGAAUUACACAAGUUUCAAUCAACACAAAGGAUUCUAUUCGGUGGGUUCUUGCUAUCAAUACCGAAGAAAUAGAAGAUUUCAAGCUUAUAGAUACCGUGAAUUCUGAAGAAUUGAUACCAGUGGACAAAAAGAGCGGUGUGGAUGGUUGGCACAUAAUUCAGUUUUCCGGAGGAAGGAAUGCACCAAGAUUGUUUGAUCUGACGCUUUACUGGAGACCAGGUUCAACACAAAGCACUGAUAAUGGUUUUCUCUUGAAACUUAGGACUGAUGUGAACAGAUUAACACCGAUAACUGAACAAAUUCUCGAAAAACUUCCUCGUUGGUGUUCUUUGUUUGGCAAGUCUACCUCUCCCUAUACCUUGGCUUUUUUUAGAAAUCUUCCUAUUAAUUUUUAA